AUGCUUUAAUUAUAAAAAACAUCUUGGGCCUAAUAUAAUUCUCCUAGACUUCUUUAGGAAAAUAUUCCAAGUUCUCCUUCUAUGAGAUCUGAAUAGCUUUCAAGACAAGAUGAAAUAGAUGAAUAAUGGGAUGUUAAUGUGUAAACUAAUUUUGUAAAGAAAGUUGGUUCAAAUUAAAAUUAAAGAUUUGAAAGUGAUUUCACAGUUCAUGAUUAAGAUAAGAGUAAUUUUAAAAUUUAACUAAAUAGGAAAUAUAUUACAUUAAACUGCAUUGAGGUAAGAUGCUAAAAUUCUAGAUCUCUUAAUUUAAGAUUAUAACAAUCUACUCAAAGAUAAUCAAAGAUAAGAUAGAAGAAAAAGAAAUAGCAAAAUUUCAUAAAUUAAGCAUGAUGAUAAUGAAGACGAAUAAAUUAUUGAAAUUGAUUUUGAUUGUGAAGAUUAUGAAUUUUCUGAAAUACAAGAUUAAGUAAAAAAGUAUGUAUAAUAACCAGACAUUUUUGGAUGUACUCCUAUUCAAAUAUGUUGUUUUUUAAAUGAUCCUAAAUAGCUUAAGUAUAGAAAAGAAUGUUUGAAAAUUUUAAUUGAAAAUGGAUCAGAUGUAAAUGAAGUUAAUCCACAUAAUUAAUGGAGACCUUUACAUUGGUGUUCAUUUUAUGGUGAUGAAGCUAGUGUUGUAUUAUUAUUAUAAAAUAAAGCCUAUACAUUUUUAUGUGACAAUAAUGGAUUAUAUCCCAUAGAUUUAGCAGGCAAAAAUCAACAUAUAUAAGUUCUAAAAAUCUUAAUAGAGAAUUUGGUUAUUUUUUUAAGGGAUUGUUAAUUAUUUUGGAUAAAUGAUUUAAGAGGUAAAAAAGAAUCUGAAUUUAUUGAAUUUCAAGAAAUUUGUUAUAAAUAUGAAGCUGAAUUGUAAAAUCCACUUCUUUAUACAAAGGUCUUAUUUUGGUGUUGCAGAUUUUAAAUUAAUUAAUUCAUCUAAAUGAUACUUAAAAAUUUACCUAGAAUUUAUAUUAUGUAUCCUAUAAAAUCUUUAGAUUCUUAAACUUGUCUUCAUGCUUGUUGUAUUAGCAAUAAUUCUGAAGCAUUAAAAUCCAUAGUUAAAUUUGAAAUUUUAGAUUUAUCUAUAAUGAAACCUGAUCCAGGUUAAUCAAGAAAAUAAUUCAAAAAAGAAAGAAGGAGAGAAGAAUACUACUAUAAAAUUAUGAGUUAAUAUUUAGAAUAAAUUACAAAAAAUGAAAUUAAUGGAAUAAAUCAGAUUUUAUAAAAAAAAGAUACUUAAAUUUAUAAAGAAAGAUAUUAUCACGAACUUUAAAGGUAUCUAAAAUAAGAUUAAAUUUAUAAAUAAGAACUUGCUAAAGUUAAUUAUCUUAUAUUAAACUUAAGAGAUUAAAAAACUUAUGAUUUAAUAAAAAGGACUUUUUGUAGGAAUGUUUUAAAUAUAAAUGUAAAAGAUAAUCAUGGAAAUACACCAUUACAUUUAGCAUCUUUAAAUGGAGAUUAAUAAAUUAUUAAAUUUCUUUUAAAUAAAUAUGCUGAUCCUGAAGCAGAAAAUAAUGAAUUCUUUAGAGCAAAGUAAUUAACAAGAGAUUUUGCAACAUAAUUAUAUUAUGAUAGUCUUAUUAAGAAAUAAAAAUAUAUGGUUGGUUAAUCUUAAUUAUUGCAAUCUUUUGGAGUUAUCUUCCAAAAAUAUUAAUAAAAGAAAUCAAAAAUUAGCACAAAUUUUGAAGAUUAAUACAAUUUAUCUGAAAAUAUCAAAAAUAAAUCUAAAUAUUAUAGGAUGUAAUUGAAAACUAGAAAAUAAGGAAAAAAGUAAUCUUAAAAAAAAUAAUAAAAAACUAUUUCUAAAAUGGAUUAAAAUGAAUCUGCAGAUAUUAGAACAUCAAAUGCAAAAGAAAAAUCAAAUUUAAUUAUAAAACCUAAAAAAACAAAAAAAGUUACUAAUAAAAUUAUUCCUUUUAAUUUUUAGCCUCCACCAACAGAUGUAAAGACAUCUAAAAAUUCAUAUGAUCAUGUUGAAUAAUUAAUGCUAUUUUCAAGUUAACUUUUUGUUCCAGAUUUAGUAGUCAAGUUUGAUAAAUCAGUUAAAGUGAAUCUAAUAGAUUAUUUUAAAUUAAAUAAAACAUUCAACUUAAAAGAUUAGAAAAAGUUGAUAAAAUAAUAGAUAAACUUUUAAAUAGAUCUUUUAUAAAAAGCAGAAUUUGAAAUUUAUAUGAUGAAAUCUUUUAUUUCAAAAGAUUACAUUUAUUUAAUGUUAAGAAUAAAGGAAGAAAAAUUGGAAAAGUUGGCAGAAGAGAUGGAAAUGUAAAUAAAAUUGAUUGAUUCAUAUGAUUUAGAAUAGUUUAAAAUUAAAUAAAGAAACUAAUUUGAACCUUUUAGAUCUAGUUAAAGAUAGAAAAUUGUUUAUGAACAUUUAAUAAAAUCAAUAAAUUUAGAAUCAUUAAUGAAAUCAAAACUAAUACAUUCAUGUUAUGCAAUGCAUACAUCAGGAGGUAUUUAGAUAGUAAAAAAAGAAUGGUAAUAACUAUUUUUUGGAAUUAUACCAUAACCUAUUUGUUAAAUAAAAGAUUAUUUAAGUGAAGGAAAAGGGAGAAACUUUACAUCAUUAACUACAAUGAGAUUGUAUUUUGGAGAGCAAAUUUCUUUCUUUUUUGCAUGGAUAAGUUAUCUCACUUGUAUAUCAUUAAUAAUUGCAAUACCAGGAUUGAUUAUAUAAUUAUAUGUCAUUUUUUAUGACUUUCAUUCAGAAAUAUUACCAUAUUGGGUAUUGGUUGUAACAAUUUGGUCAACUGUUUAAACAGAAUUAUGGAAAAGAAAAACAUCAGAAAUUAAUACAAGAUGGGGUUGUAUUGAUUAAAUGCUUUAAGUUGAAUCUUCAUAUUAUGAAGGUCCUUUGAAAGAUAAAUUCUCAGGAGAUGAAGAAAUUAAUAAUAUAAGCAAAAAAAUAACAAAGCAUUAAUAAAUAACUAAAAUGGCAGUUUAUUUUGCUAUAUUUUUAAUUUUGUUAGCUGUUUUUCUUCUUGGAAGUUUUGGUAUUGUUUAUGGAAUAGAUUAAUUAAGAAGAGAAGUGUAAUCUUAUAAAGGUGUUGUAUUUUUAUUAGGUGCUUUAUAAGCAAUUGCAAUCUAAAUAUUAAAUAUAUUAUUUCAUUAUUUCUCUAGAUGGUAUGCUGAUUAAGAAAAUCAUAAAUUUGAAUUAAGUUAUGAAAAAUCAUUAAUUUAUAAGAAUGUAUUUUUUAGAUUCAUAAAUUCAUAUAUGCCUUUAGUAUACAUUAUAGUUACAGGAUAAGAUUAUGGUUUAGAAGAUAUUUUUUAUUUUCUUAUCCCUUUAGUUCUUAUUAAAAAAGCAUAUUAUAUUUUAAUUGAUUUUUUAAUUCCUGCAUUAAUUAUAAGGGCUAAAAUUAAAAUUUAUUUUUUUUCAAAAGUCAAAGAAUUUUAUUUAAAAUAAAAAUAAUCUUCACAAAAUAAGAGUAAAUCUUUAUCAUAUUUGGAUGAAAUUGAAUAAUUUUGGACAUAUUAUGAAUUUUAUAAAAAUAAGAAUAUAUAAAAUUAGUCUUAAGAAGAUACCAUUGAAAUUUCAUUUUUAGAAUCUGCCUCUAGAACUGUACUAAAAAUUGAAAGUGAAGAAAUAAUAGAAGAAAAGUUAUUGGAACAAGCUUAGAACCCAAAAUUAGUUUAUUAACCUUUUGAAACCAAGAUUGAUACUGAUGCAAUUGAAUUAAAUUCAUUUAAAGAUGAUUUUGGAGGAACAUUGGAUUAUUUCAUGGAAGCUAUUACUGAUUAUGGUUAUUUUAUUUUAUUUUCAGCAGCUUUUCCAAUAGGUCCAUUUAUAGGAAUAAUAUUAAAUAUUAUAGAAAUUCAAAUGAAACUUUAUAAAUUAAUUUAUAUGACUAAAAGAAUAAAAUCUGAAAGGAUGCCUGGUAUAGGUUAAUGGAUGAAUAUUUUAGAAUUUUUGAGUGCAAUAGGUGUAUUUACUAAUUUUGUUUUAUUAUAUUUUAAACAUAAGGAUGCUACAUUAAAAAUGUUUACAAACGAUGUGCAAUAAAUAAAAGACGAUAAUUUAGAAUUAUGGUAUUUUAUAAGUUGUGUGAUUGCAGUUACUUUAAUAAAAAUUCUUGUAAGAGAAUUAAUACCAGAUAGACCAGAUUGGGUAAUAGAAGAGAUUGAUAAAAUAAAUCACAGGGAAUUGGUUGAACAAUAAGAGAAAGCAAAAUAAAAAUUAAAAGACAUGGAAAAGCUUUUCAAAGAAUUAAGGUAUUGUAUUUAAAUAAUUAUAUAGAGAAGAGAAUAUUAAAUUGAAGAAGGAGUAAGCAGAAUUGGAGAAAAAUACUUAAUUUAAAACCUUGUAAUUAGAUGCUGAAAUAAAUUAGUUAGAGUUAUAGUUUCAAAAUAUUUCAAAAUUUAAGAAGAUUGAUAAAAUAAUGAUUACAGAAUAUGAUAUGAUAGUAUUAAAUGUACUAAAAAAUAGAUAUUAUCAAUUAGAUAAUAUUUUAUUAAUAAAAAGAUUACUUUAGUUGAUAGAAACAAGAACAUUUAUAAUUUAAGUUUGUUAAGAAUGUGGUAAGAUUCCAGUUAUUCUUGAAUGUUUAGAAUGUUAAGAGAAUUAUUGUGCAUCAUGUUAUUAGAGUGUUCAUGCAAUUUAAUAAUUGUAACAUAAAGUAAAAUUGAAAGUGAAGAAAAAUGAAAUAUAAGAGUAAAUUGAAUUAAAUGNUAAGAAUAUAUAAAAUUAGUCUUAAGAAGAUACCAUUGAAAUUUCAUUUUUAGAAUCUGCCUCUAGAACUGUACUAAAAAUUGAAAGUGAAGAAAUAAUAGAAGAAAAGUUAUUGGAACAAGCUUAGAACCCAAAAUUAGUUUAUUAACCUUUUGAAACCAAGAUUGAUACUGAUGCAAUUGAAUUAAAUUCAUUUAAAGAUGAUUUUGGAGGAACAUUGGAUUAUUUCAUGGAAGCUAUUACUGAUUAUGGUUAUUUUAUUUUAUUUUCAGCAGCUUUUCCAAUAGGUCCAUUUAUAGGAAUAAUAUUAAAUAUUAUAGAAAUUCAAAUGAAACUUUAUAAAUUAAUUUAUAUGACUAAAAGAAUAAAAUCUGAAAGGAUGCCUGGUAUAGGUUAAUGGAUGAAUAUUUUAGAAUUUUUGAGUGCAAUAGGUGUAUUUACUAAUUUUGUUUUAUUAUAUUUUAAACAUAAGGAUGCUACAUUAAAAAUGUUUACAAACGAUGUGCAAUAAAUAAAAGACGAUAAUUUAGAAUUAUGGUAUUUUAUAAGUUGUGUGAUUGCAGUUACUUUAAUAAAAAUUCUUGUAAGAGAAUUAAUACCAGAUAGACCAGAUUGGGUAAUAGAAGAGAUUGAUAAAAUAAAUCACAGGGAAUUGGUUGAACAAUAAGAGAAAGCAAAAUAAAAAUUAAAAGACAUGGAAAAGCUUUUCAAAGAAUUAAGGUAUUGUAUUUAAAUAAUUAUAUAGAGAAGAGAAUAUUAAAUUGAAGAAGGAGUAAGCAGAAUUGGAGAAAAAUACUUAAUUUAAAACCUUGUAAUUAGAUGCUGAAAUAAAUUAGUUAGAGUUAUAGUUUCAAAAUAUUUCAAAAUUUAAGAAGAUUGAUAAAAUAAUGAUUACAGAAUAUGAUAUGAUAGUAUUAAAUGUACUAAAAAAUAGAUAUUAUCAAUUAGAUAAUAUUUUAUUAAUAAAAAGAUUACUUUAGUUGAUAGAAACAAGAACAUUUAUAAUUUAAGUUUGUUAAGAAUGUGGUAAGAUUCCAGUUAUUCUUGAAUGUUUAGAAUGUUAAGAGAAUUAUUGUGCAUCAUGUUAUUAGAGUGUUCAUGCAAUUUAAUAAUUGUAACAUAAAGUAAAAUUGAAAGUGAAGAAAAAUGAAAUAUAAGAGUAAAUUGAAUUAAAUGUUGUAUAAGAUUAAUUGGUAUAAAAAUAAGUAGCAACAGAAUAAUAAAAAUAAUUGAAACAAUAAAUAGGAGUUUCACAUCCAAAAAGAUGUUGGAAGAAGAUUGAAUAUUUUUAUAUUCCUUUAUAAUUACAAAGUGGAUAGCCUAAAUUAAAUGAUUUGUAUAUUUAAUUUGGAGAUUUUUAUUUAAAAAGUACAGGUUUAGAAUUUAGAGAUUUUAAAAUAAAUAUUAAUAAGAUUCUUCCUGUUAAAGAUGUAAUAGUAGUUGAUGAUCCAUCAUUAAGAAUAGAAGACAAGAUUUUUCUGAAUCGAAUAGCUUUUUAAUUAUUUAGAAAGAAAAAGCAUUCAGCUGAAAUUUAAUAAUUCCUAAAAUAGUGUACAAUUCUAUAGACAGGAUAAUUGGAAUAAAGAAUAUUUAUGCUUUUUGAUUUUAUAGAUAUAAAUGAAGAUGAUAAAAUAUCAAAGAGUGAAUUAGAGAGUUUAUUUUUAACAUCUUUAGUAUAAGAUGUAAGAACAAAUAAAAGAGUUUAUGAAAUAGUUGAUUAAUUCUUUACAAAUAAUGUAUAAGUUCGGUUGAAAAGGGAUAUAUCCUAAGAGUUUUUUAAUAAGAUUAAUAGAAGUGAAGAAUUUCGAACAUUUUUAGAAGGCUUACUCUAAGUCUAAGGGGUAAAAUGUUGA
Paramecium sonneborni is the source of this 6552-nucleotide messenger RNA. The record is from the annotation of a GenBank genome assembly. Lineage: Eukaryota; Ciliophora; Oligohymenophorea; Peniculida; Parameciidae.